UUGGCUUAGUUACCACUCACUCAUGAUUUGACCGUGUGCCAUUGGCUGAAAGUCUGUGAUGUGGGCGGGACUAAUAUUCGUGGACGUGUCGGUUCCGACAGGAGAACUAAAGGAAGGAAAGGAUCUCUAAUCUAACGAUGGCUGCAGUCAGAAAGAAACUAGUGAUAGUUGGUGAUCCAGUAUGUGGCAAGACCUGCCUCCUCAUCAUGUUCAGCAAAGACCAGUUCCCUGAGGUUUUCGUGCCCACAGUGUUUGGAAACUAUGUGGUAGAUAUUGAGGUGGAUGGUAAACAGGUGGAGUUAGCUUUUUAUGACACAGCGGGUCACGCUGAUUAUCCCAUACUGAGGUCUCUGAACUACCCAGACACAGAUGUCAUCCUCAUGUGUUUCUCCAUCGACAGCCCAGAAAGUUUGGAGAAUAUUCCAGAGAAGUGGGCUCCUGAGAUCAAGCAAUUCUGUCCCAACGUGCCCAUUAUUCUAGUGGGAACAAAGAAAGACCUGCAAAAUGAUGAGGACACUCGCCGAGAGUUGGCCAAGAUGAAGCAGGAACCAGUGAAGUCUGACGAGGCGAGGGACAUGGCCAACCGGAUAAACGCCUUCGGGUACGUGGAGUGUUCAGCCAAGACGAUGGACGGAGUGAAGGAGGUGUUAGAGAUGGCCGCCAGGGCGGCGCUGCAGGAAAAGAAGGGAGGGAGCGUCUGCCUCCUGCUAUAGGGGUCAGAGGUCAGAGGUCAGAGGAGGAGGAGGAGGAGGAGGAGAAACAAACCAACAAACCAACAAACAGUUCAGCACCACUGAAUGGGUGUUAGAGGGACCAGCCAGAAAAGUUCAAAUGCAAUUAAAAAAUCUUGCUGCAUGGACAGAUAAUUUACCUUGACAAGAUUUCUUAAAUUAAGAUUAUUAAAUCUAGAAAUAAGCAUGUUGAACACUUAAAAUAAUAAAUUAACUCUUAAAACCAGAUAAAUUAAACCCGAGCAGAGUGACCUGAUGAUUAUUUGGUUCUUACCAAGAUAAAAAAAACUUUAUAUUUAGAAGUGUUAGAUCAUUUAUCUUGUUUUAAAGGAAAAGUCCACCGUUUUUUCAUAUUAAAACAUGUUAUUCGGGUAAGUAAGACGAGUUGAUACAGACCUCUUGCGUCUCAAUGCGUGCACUCAAUCGCCCUGGCGCGCGGAGCUACUUGGCUAGCACUUAGCUUAGCCCAGUUCAUUCAUUAGGAUCCAAACAGAUGGACAGUUAGAAGCCACCAAACUCCUCCACGUUUUCCCUAUUUAAAUACAGCUACACGAGUAGUUAAACGACCAAGUAUGGCAACACAAAAUAAAACGUGGUGCUUUUCGAAGCGGAUAAAAAGGAGAACUAUAAUGUAUGGCGGAAUAGCACUUGGGAGCACUUCGACUCGGCGCAGUAAUAUCAUCACUCCUGACGGAAGUGAGAGGGAGCGGAAGUGAUGAUAUUACUGCGCCGAGUCGAAGUGCUCCCAAGUGCUAUUCCACCAUACAUUAUAGUUCUCCUUUUUAUCCGCUUCGAAAAGCGCCACGUUUUAUUUUGUGUGGCCAUACUUGGUCGUUUAACUACUGGUGUAGCUGUAUUUAAAUAGGGAAAACGUGGAGGAGUUUGGUCGCUUCUAACUGUCCAUCUGUUUGGAUCCUAAUGAAUGAACUGGGCUAAGCUAAGUGCUAGCCAAGUAGCUCCGCGCGCCAGGGCGAUUGAGUGCACGCAUUGAGACGCAAGAGGUCUGUUUCAACUCGUCUUACUUACCCGAAUAACAUGUUUUAAUAUGAAAAAACGGUGGAGUGUUCCUUUAAUUAAAGCACUUACAUUAAUGCAUCAAUGCAAAUAAUCUAUUGAUAUAUUUAGAAUAUAUAAAACAAUCUAAGUGGGUCCAUUCUGCAUCAUGAAUACUUUUACUUGUCAUGCUGUCGGAAAUACUCAAACACUGAUUUUUUUGUUUUGUUUUAUUUACAGUACUGAUUUGUUUACUGUAAGAAUAAAAACAGUUAAACAUUUAGAUUUUUAAUGGUACUGUGUAUGGCAAUACGACACAGUAAACAAUGCUGUUAAUUUGAUAAUAAUUUUAUCAUUACUCUUAUAUAAAUACCUAGUAAUUGCAAGUAAUUACUCUAUACGCUAAAGAAAAUAAUGUUAAUUUAAUUAAGUUAAUUAUUUAAACAGCAUCUGUAUCUGACUAAUUCUGAUCAAAAUUAUGAUAAAAAUGGAAAAAUACAGUCGUCUACUUUACUUUUCAUACUGUCUACUGUGUUUUUUCUACAGUAAAGAUUUAACUACUGUGAUUUUUAUUGUAAAUUAUACAGCACUACACUGUAAAAAUCAAACACAGUGAUGAACUGUGAAUAAUAGUAAAUAACUGGAGAUUUCACAACGAUUAUUUACAGUGUAUACUUGAUGGACUUUUACUUCACUAAAUUGUUUUUGCAAACAAAUAAUAUGAAGAGCUUGUAAAAUAUGAUUAAAUAAAUGACCUAAUAAUAAAAACAACUGAUUGACAGCAAAUUAACUAUUGACUAUUUUGUUUAGUUUCGUUUUAGUCAUUUUUCAUGUAAAAACAUUGAAUGGAUCAAGCUUUAUGAAUGUAAAAAUGUGCUGCUUUUCCUUUUAAUGUUAAUGAUUGUUCUGUAUUAGUGAUGAUGUUAAGUUUGGACUAAUACUGAAGGUGUCUCUGGGUUACUGUGACAGCUUUUCUUUCUAUUUUCAUCAUUUUUAAAUACAAUCACUCAAUUAUUGGAGAAAAUAAUACUUACUUAAUAGUUCAAAAUGAGCUCCACUUCACCCAACUAC
Centropristis striata (black sea bass) is the source of this 2795-nucleotide messenger RNA. Its product is annotated as rho-related GTP-binding protein RhoA-C-like. The coding region runs from base 138 to 713 and encodes 191 amino acids. Gene Ontology annotation, cellular component: cleavage furrow; dendritic spine. Lineage: Eukaryota; Metazoa; Chordata; Actinopteri; Perciformes; Serranidae. The record is from RefSeq and is a predicted model, not a curated record. The transcript has 5 exons. Gene Ontology annotation, molecular function: GTP binding; GTPase activity. Gene Ontology annotation, biological process: cell migration; stress fiber assembly; small GTPase-mediated signal transduction.